GCAGAUGCCCGCCUGGACAAGAAUUGUUUCGAUUUCCGCUUGGUCGCUUUUGCUUCGGUUGUUCCAGAACUGACCGACUCGCCCAUUCAAGCACAUUGAAUUCCAUCAGCAUUCAUUUCCUGGCGUUGUUCGGCCAGCGAUGAUUUAUUGAAGCGCUGUUUCUCCUGUUUGCUCAAGGCCGCGCGACUGCAGGAUCCAACACACUCUCAACCAUCGUAGCGAUUGCGAAAAUGUUCUCCUCUGCGCUCCACGAGGGCGGCCCAGCCAAAGGCACGCGAAGCAGUCGUCGCCGACAGCGUCCUCUCAGUUCCGAAACCUCUCUUCAGCAGCCAAAGGCGAAGCGCCAAAGGGUGCCGCUGUCCGAGACCACCUUCGCAAAUCCCGAUGUACAGCCCGACAUGUACGAGGUCAAACCCGACAGGAUCGACCUGAACACGGCCAAGCGCGACGGCAUUGAGAAUGCUGGCGCUCCGCAGAAGGAACUCAGUGUACGGUCCAAGAAGGCCAAGCCUGGCGAGAGGACGACCAAGGGCGACGGGAGCAUUGUUUUGACCGCAAACAAUGCGUUUACAGUGAGCAAGUUGCCGUCAGUGCCAGAUAGACUCCGCGCAGACGCGCAAAGUAAGACCGAUGCUCUUGUGCCGCUCCAGGGCGGACUGUUUCGUGGACCAGCUUUGCUAAAUUCUUCCAAAGACCGACAGCACGGCGCCAUCUACUCCUCGACAGGCUACGCCCUGACGCUCACCCAUACCCACGCCUUCGUCUGGCCCUAUACCUCGACGACAGCGUCACCUGAAACCUUCAUUUUCACACUCCCAUACCCCUCGAAGCAUGCGUCCGACCCUCUCCCGCUCGCGUCUCUGGUUACCCCGUCAGCAGCCUCGGAAGAGCCCGGCCUGGUCAUCAUCAUGCCCGUGAGCGGUAAAAUCGCAUAUUGGGAAUCCAUCUCGAGCGCGGCCACCCUCGACUUCAUCCGCCAACAACGGACUGGCGUCGAGGACUCAAUAUCGGGAAUGUACUCGGGCGAGCACGUCACUCAGAUCGUUAAUGCCGACUCUGCAGGCUUCGUCCUUGUUUUCAGCUCCGGCCGGAUGGCGUACAUGAGCGUGAGGGACGGACAUGGGCGACCUGGGAUCACAGUUCAGUUCCUUCGGAGCGCUCUCGGUGGCAAUGCCCUGGGUUUCUUCGGGACCAUUCGUCAAGCCUUGAGCUCCGCCGCCUUUCGCGGUGAGAUUGCUGCCGCGCGGGCUAGCCACGGGUCAAAGAUUGGAGAGCGUGUGAUAGUCGCUGCGACAUCCAAGGGGCGGUUGCAUUCCUGGAGGAUCCACCGCAGUGGCCACCACGAACUUCUCGCCGAUUUCGAUAUCCGAGACCGGCUGCUCGAAGCCGCUUUUGAGGCAGACCCUACUGCCAGCAACUUCCCGCAAGACUCUUUCGAGGUGCUCGACUUCACCUUUGUGCCCCGUGGCUUGGAACAAAAGUACAUCAGGGCCAGUCGAUUGAGCGAGGCCCUAACCCACGAAGAAGAGUCGUUGCAGCACGCCUUACUCUUGGUAUCGUUUUCAAGGCAGCAUCAGGCCCGGUAUUCACUUGUUGAGGUAGUCAUAAGCCCGGAGGGUCCUCGGGUCGGAACGGUCCGCCCGAUGACGUCGUAUACCAGCAGCGUGAGGCCCGGUGCCCCGGCAAAGCCUCGAAUCUAUCUCCCGCGCCCUGCUCUUGUUGCCUUCAUUGUCUUCGACAGAGCAGUUGUUAUCGCCUCCAUGGUCGCCCCGCCUGACACACCGGAGACACAAUUGCAGGAGGAUAGCCACCUGGUACCGCCUACCUUCGAAGAUGUGGUGGAUUUCCGGGACGAGGAAACGCUUCAGGUUGUCGGCUCCGGCGUCGAGGAGCCCAUCGGGAAUGGGCACGCUCAGGACGACUUACGGCCGCACCGCCACAGGACGAAGAACCCUACAGCAGUGCUCCUACUACAAGGAGUCGGGACCGUCCGGAUCGCAGUCACCGACAUUGACCGGUUCGCUAGUGACGCACCGCCCAAGGUUACUGCGAAGAGCAAGCUAGAGCAGGCCGUGUUCUUUGGCGUCAAGGGCGAUAAUCCCUUAGUGUUCCAAGGCAGGAGAAAUCUCCCGUUCUCCGCCCAGGAAAUCGGAAACGCCGCCAUCGAGUUGAGCCACGAGAUCGUGAGCUCCAAGACGCCAUUCAUUGCAAACUUGCCGGCGUCCCUUGAGAACAACAUGAAGAGCCGAAUUGUGUACUUGGACGGGCUGAUCGUCUAUCUCAGCUCGCUCAAGAUUGACUUGGACAUGCGGACUCGUUGGAUGCUGCUCUUUAAUGCCGAGAAGAUGGCCGUUGCGACAUGGAUUUGGCAGAAACAUGAGCAGUUCCUCGCAGAGCGUCCCAAGGGAGACAGGAAAACCCUUAUAUCGGAAACGGCAGUCUACAUCAACGAGAAUCAGAAGACGGAGCUCAAUGUGGCCGUCGGCCAGGUGGACCCUGUCCGCCACUGGUUCAUCAACGACGUGUGGCGGUUGGACAUUUUUGUGGCCUGGGCUUAUCAAAUCAUCAAGUACCACUUCACCGAGAAGCUGUCGGAUGAGGCUGGCCUCAACCGUCUGGUUUGGGAGGCUGUUACCGUGAACAACGGAGCUCUGUUCGAGGCCCGGCAGUUCCGGCUCAACCUAGCAAGGCAGUACGGCGUUGACCCGACCAACAUUGCGGGCGGCAACGCCCUCCCAGAACCCUGGACCGCGACGUUUUUCAUCACAAAUAAUCUCAAGCGGCUGGUGGAGUUCUGCUACCAAUGGCUUGAGAGGUACUCGGGACAGUCUUCCGAAGACUCGCCCGUUGACCCCCGCCUUCUCGAAUCCAUCCGACAUCUCCUGCCCUCGUUAACCAGCCAGUACCUUACCUCUCUGACCGAGUUCUCCAGCUGGGCUUCGUUGAGUGACGACCCGCAGGCUCAGGAGCGCGGGCGAACUUACCAGCAAAUCUACCAAGAAGAUGUUUUCACCAAGAUCUUGAGGCUGAAGGAUUUCAACCUUUGGGAGGAGGCCAUCGACCUCGCGAAGGAGUACAGGUCUUUUGACUCGCUUGCCGAGGUUGUGGUACAGCAGAUACUGGCGUUGGAACAGAGCGCGAUAGUGGGGAACACGACCGACAGCGCGCAGAACCUCGCUCUUGCUAAGCUCAAGAAGCAGAAAAUGGGCCGCUUGUUUGACGAGUACAAGGAGAGCUUUGCGUUCCGCGCCUACGAGGUUCUUCUCGAGCACAGCGGGGUCCAGGCGGUGCUUGACUUCCCGUACGACAAGAACGGCUAUGCGACCAAGUUCUUGCGGACCAAGCCGGAGCUGGCCAAGAUCUCCUGGAUCAACGAUAUCGAGCGGGAGAAGGACAUUGACCAUGCCGCCGAGACCCUGCUGGACCUGGGCCUCACACGCGAGCAGCAGGUCUGGAACAAGAAGAUCGAGCUCAGCCUGGGCAAGCUGGCUCUGCUUGCCGAAGAUGCCGAGCAAGCUGCCACCAUUGACGGCGUCAGCAGUGCCCCUUCUGAGAACGAAGGGAAGAACGGCGUCAACCUCGAGAAGAUUGACCAUGCUCUGGAACUUAUCAAGAUUCAGGACGCUCUGUAUAGUCAGAUCCUGCCCACCAUCCAGGAAGGCGUCGACGAGUCGGCAGAAGUGGAACUUGCUGUCAAGGAGUACGGGGUUUUGAUCCCGAAGAGGCACAAGGCUCUUCUACAGGUCUUUGAGGAUUCCAUGGGCCGCCUGCUCCGGCACGAAGCGCUGCAGUCACAUACCUUGAUUGACCUGCUCACUCUCGCAUCUCUCCCACCCAACCACUACGACACCAUCGGCGACCAGUUUUACCUGGCUCUGCAGGUCGCCCAGUACGGCCUUAAAGGCGAGGAGCGCUCCAAUGCCGAGCGGCUCAUCUGGCGCCGUUGCUUCAACCGGGACGACUGGAAGCGCGUCAACGAGACCAAUGAGAAGGGCGACCUCGACCAGCUGGAAACGGUCGGCCAGACGGCGGCCUACCACGCCCUCUUCGCAGUUGUUGACGAGCAACACUCCAACCCGACAUUCCAACCUUACGUCAAGCCGUCGGAUUGCCUCGGCGUUUUUACAGAGACCCUCGACCGCCGCUUCGACAGCAUGGACGACGGGUUUCGGGGCAAGCUGCUCGAUGCCAUGCGCUGGGAGGACAGACAGCUGCGCGCGGCCAUUGAGAAGGCGCAGCUCGAUGCGUGGUAUCGCACGACCAAGGAUUGUGCUGAGAAGACGGUCGCUGUCACGUAUGACCGGCUGACGGCGGCAGUGAGGAGGGCUCAGCAGCAGGGUGGUAAGGGUGUUAGGGAGGGGGUGGAUGUUGGUGGUGGUGGUGCGGAGGGGUUGGAUGGGUGGAAGGGGAUGGGGAAGCUGAUGCCUGGAGCUUUGUUUACGGUUUGA
Molecule: messenger RNA, 4448 nt
Organism: Parathielavia appendiculata
Lineage: Eukaryota; Fungi; Ascomycota; Sordariomycetes; Sordariales; Chaetomiaceae
Exons: 3
Coding region: 231-4448 (1405 amino acids)
Biological process (GO): transcription-dependent tethering of RNA polymerase II gene DNA at nuclear periphery; protein import into nucleus; poly(A)+ mRNA export from nucleus
Cellular component (GO): nuclear pore outer ring
Molecular function (GO): structural constituent of nuclear pore; protein binding
Source: RefSeq, a predicted model, not a curated record